UACAGCCCUUAGCUGUGGUAUGUUGGCCAUAUACCACAAACUCCCCAGGUGCCUUAUUGCUAUUAUAAACUUAUUACCAACAUAAUUAGAACAGUAAAAAAAAUGUUUUUAUCAUUCCCGUGGUAUAUGGUCAGAUAUACCAUAGCUUUCAGCCAAUCAGCAUUCAGGGGUCUAACCACCCGGUUUAUAAUAUGCAAUUUGGGACUGAUAUUACAGUAUUUGGUGCGAGAGCAUUGUGGUUAGGUGAAUAAAUACCUAGCUCUAAAUUUCUAAGAUGUGAUUGUAUCCGUAAAAGUGCUCUGUGUAUACAUCCUCUGACAUAGCCUGAUCAAUGCUGUACUCACGGUUGAUUGUUGGAUUAUCAGGAUAGAAGGUGGAAACAGUUAAUAGCGUAGUAACUUUAAACAAAAAAUAUUCUAGUAUUUUUCUUUGAGAUUAUAACACAUUCGUUUCAGAGGCUCGAGAUUUAUACAUAGAGUUAUUUAUUGGUGAGCUGGGCAACGUCAGUUGGUUUUAUUGCCCAUCACAGAGGAGACCCUAAACGCAUUCUUAGCAUCCCCGACCUUCCCCCUAACAAUCGGAAUGACCAGUUCAGAGCCGAGGCACGAUACUUACCUACGUCAUGUAUUGCAUUUCAUACACGAUCUAAAUCAUGGAAAGAAUGUAAGAAAUUCUUGCUUCAGCAAAAACACAAGAACCAACAAAGCACGCGAGUUUUAUGAGAGUGCUACCGAUACAUAAACGUCUAAAUGUACAACUCACCCUGAAAUGGUGUACAGUGCUCAAGUCAAACAAUUACAUUAUACAAAUAUAUUUGUACAUUGUACUUGUUAGUGGCAUUUACAAUAUGCAAAAUAUGUGCUUGCAAACUACCUUCUCUCUCAAUUCAAUUCAAUUCAAGGGCUCUCUCUCUCUCUCUCACACACACACACACACACACACACACACACACACACACACACACACACACACACACACACACACACAAUAUUCCACUAUUCCCCAUAAGCAGGCUAAACAGAUGUAAAGAUAUCAAUUGAGUUGUCCCAUUUAUAAAAUGACAUAAACUGUAUUCUGGUUUUGGACAGGCAGGAGUUUGAUAUUGCUGACAGAUACACGUCACUUAUAUGUUUAUAUUGUCUUGUUUUCUUGCUGAGUAGCAAGACCCACUAACUUCAUGCAUGUGUUUUCUGACUGUGUUGUUAGAGCUAAAGCUGGUUAUCUAAAAGCUACUGUUUCCUUUUAACUCCUUGCUCUCAAUUGGUGGAGAAGGGUCAGCUGACAUUGUCAUAUUUUCCCUCUCGGAGCCUCAGCUAAAACACUCGGGUUAGUGCGUCUUACUGGAAAUUAAUAAUAUUGAAAUCUCAAGGAACCGUCCAUUUUACAGAAGCAGAUAACGUAUAAAAGGAAGGUUUUGCAAAGGUGUGUGAGAUAGACAGAGUAUAAAGAGAGACGGGAAGGGGGGGCUACUGAGAGAGGGAAGUGAAGAGAAAAAAAGACCGAUAAAGUGGGGAGAGUUAAAGGAGAGGGUUACAGGCAAGGUAUGAAUUCGUAUUUCGCAAACUCGUCGCUCUCCUGCCAUUUAUCCGGUGGUCAAGAUGUUUUGCCAAACGUGUCCUUAAAUUCCACAACUUAUGACACAGUGAGACAUUUUUCCUCGUAUGGGGCUGCUGUGAACCAGAAUCGAAUAUACUCAAAUCCUUUCUAUUCUCCCCAAGACAAUGUUGUUUUUGGGCCGAGCCGGGCAUCCUAUGAGUAUGGAUCUAAUGUGUUUCUUCAAGACAAGGAUGGGGGUCUUGCCAGUUGCAGACAAACAAGCAGAGGGCUGAAUGCACAAAGCCACAGUGCUCAGGAGUACAGCUUGGAUCACGCCAGAGGAGGAUCGCAGGAGCAGAAAGCUAACGUCCAGAUUUACCCCUGGAUGCAGCGAAUGAACUCUCACAGCGGAGUUGGAUUUGGAUCAGACAGACGCAGAGGACGCCAGAUAUACUCCCGUUACCAAACACUGGAACUGGAGAAAGAGUUCCAUUUCAACCGCUAUCUAACCAGACGUAGACGUAUCGAAAUAGCAAACGCUCUCUGUUUGACAGAACGUCAGAUCAAAAUUUGGUUCCAGAACCGUCGUAUGAAAUGGAAGAAAGAGAGCAUUCUAACGUCUACGGUGACAGGGAGUGAAUCAACAGGGACCUCCGUGGAGGAAGGAGACGGCGUGGAGAAGGAAGAGGGAAAAAAUAAAAAUAAAUGAAAGAAAGACAUUUAAAACGAAAUCAUGAGACUACAACUAAACUACCUAGCCAUUCUAGGACCAGAAACUCUAAUGCAUGAUAUUAUUAUGCUAUUUGCCCACCCCCCAUCUAUGUAUCGGUUUGGAUCACUUCAACCAAUUCACAUAGGUCAUUCAUAGGCAUGGUUUACAAACACAAUAUGCAUAAGCAUUCCAAAUGUGAAGGAAAUUCGAAGGCACACUUAUUUUGUUUUUGAUAAUAUAGGUAUUUGAAGCUUUACUUUCCCAUGAAUCCCAUCGUAAUUUGGUGUUGUGCAAUUUGCAUCUAGCAAAUAUCCUGAAAGCUCUCAUGGGGUGAACAACACUACCUAAAUUGUAGAUAUUCCUGUAUAUAUUCUAUGUACGCUUAUGUGUACCCUGUGUAGCUCAAAUGGACGUUCUCAUAAAGUGGCACUUACCACUGUUUAGCCUAAAAACCGUUUUGGGUUACCCAAGACUACCUAAUAAAGAGGACAAAUAAUACACGAGCAAUCACGUUGUUUAGGUUUGUGAAUUUAUGUUUGAUCAUAAUUGUGUAUCAUUGAAUAAAAUGUUUU
This is a messenger RNA of Oncorhynchus mykiss (rainbow trout), 2820 nucleotides long. RefSeq names its product homeobox protein Hox-C6a. Gene Ontology annotation, molecular function: RNA polymerase II cis-regulatory region sequence-specific DNA binding; DNA-binding transcription factor activity, RNA polymerase II-specific. Gene Ontology annotation, cellular component: nucleus. Lineage: Eukaryota; Metazoa; Chordata; Actinopteri; Salmoniformes; Salmonidae. The record is from RefSeq and is a predicted model, not a curated record. Gene Ontology annotation, biological process: regulation of transcription by RNA polymerase II; anterior/posterior pattern specification.